This is a messenger RNA of Monomorium pharaonis (pharaoh ant), 2017 nucleotides long. It is a transcript of the gene Hydr1, whose product is annotated as phospholipase ABHD3. Gene Ontology annotation, biological process: medium-chain fatty acid biosynthetic process; medium-chain fatty acid catabolic process. Lineage: Eukaryota; Metazoa; Arthropoda; Insecta; Hymenoptera; Formicidae. The transcript has 7 exons. The coding region runs from base 266 to 1477 and encodes 403 amino acids. Gene Ontology annotation, molecular function: acetylesterase activity; monoacylglycerol lipase activity. The record is from RefSeq and is a predicted model, not a curated record.
CAUAUUAUACGUGCGGGGAGCACUUUGGUCUGUCAGUUCGUCACGGCGAAUUAUUUGCGCCGUGUGCGCAUGGCGAGAAUACUCACCUUAUCUGCCUUACCGGCUCUCGUUCGCGUUCGCGAUCGCCGCUCGCUAACCUAACCUAACCUAAUCGCGUUUCAUCGUCAUACGGUCAUACAGCUGAGGUCCGCCGUCACCUCGACUUGAGUUUCGCGGCAGUGUUGGCUUGACGCCGGCUAGCUGUCUCGUCUGGUAGCGCGCAACAAUGCUGGACUUCUUCGAGAACAUCACAAACAUGCCGAAGCUCUAUUUUGCCGCAUUGUUCGGCAUCGGGUUCUGUAUCUAUUAUCUCUGCGAAGUCGUCAAGAGACCCUUGCUGAUUUGCGCCAAUGGACCAUUCCGUUCAUUUUUGGAAGCCAACAUUCCACUCGUACAAAAUAAGUUCUGGCCGACAUUAUGGUGUUUCGAAUCGCGAGCACAGACCAUUAUGGCCAGCAUUUUAAGGUCUCGGAUGUUGCCGCGCAUUGAGUACCGCAGAGAAAUUUUUUCUUUGUCCGACGGAGGUGAAGUGGCUUUGGAUUGGGCUGAGAAAGAUUGUUCCAUCACAUCACCAAUCGUCAUCAUUUUGCCUGGUCUCACGGGCGGCAGUCAAGCAGAAUAUAUCAAAUGUUUGGUGUCAGCCGCGAAAAAAAAUGGAAUACGAUGCGUAAUUUUUAAUAACAGAGGAAUGGGUGGAAUUGAACUCAAAACUCCACGAACGUAUUCUGCUGCUAACUAUGAUGAUUUAAGUGAAGUCAUAGAACAUGUGAAGAAACUUUAUCCUCACGUACCUCUCGGAGCAACUGGGAUCUCCAUGGGAGGGUUAAUCUUAGGUAAUUAUUUAGCUCAAAAAGCUUUAAUAGCAAGGACCAAAUUGAGAGCGUGUCUCAUUAUUUCGGUACCAUGGAACGUAUUCGCAGCGAUGAAGAGUACCGAGGAAAAUUAUUUUAAUUUAAUGUUGAAUAAGUAUCUAGCCAGUAAUAUGUGUCGCACGAUAGAACGGCAUCAAACUAAUUUACCAACUAUUAGCUCUUUCAAUGUGGACAUCGAUAGUGUUCUUAAGAGCCAAACGAUAAGAGAAUUUGAUUCAAAUUUUACGACAAGACACUUUGGGUACAAAAAUGUAGAGGAAUACUACAAUGCCGCGACACUUCACGGCAAACUGCACUGGAUCAAAGUUCCAACUUUGUGCCUUAGCGCGGCAGAUGAUCCGUUUCAGCCGUUACAAGCGAUACCUCUGAAAGAGAUAGGCCAGAGUGAAAACGUGGCCGUAGUGGUAACAUCGCGCGGUGGACAUAUUGGUUUCCUGGAAGGCGUUUGGCCAGCCAAGGAGGAGCAAUAUAUGGGAAAAUUCUUUUCACAAUUUUUCACAGCAAUGUUCACAAGUGGUUUCAAUUCAACGACAAAUUCAACGACAGAACGCUUAAUAUAUCUGUAAAUCAAAAUUGGAGUCAGCGAUAGCGUUAUCAUCGACUGUACUUUGAUUGGAUUAACAUAAGCAUUAACAUUGACUGUACUUUAAUUCGCUAUCGUCUGAAAAUACGUACUCUUGGAUAUCGUUUCCACAAGCUAAAAUGUGAUCAAAUUUAUUUUAGCAUAAUAAUAUAUGAUUAUUUUUUAUAUUAUUCUGUAACGUAAAGUCUUCGGCACACGAUUUUUCAUGCACGUAUAUGAGGCGUCUUACGAUUGGCUUACAAUUGGUAAUAUAAUCAUCUGAGCCAAUCAGGACACGUAAUAAGAAGCCUCAUAUGCGAUCUAGCAUAAAAAAUUGUAUCGAGUGUGCCGAAAGCUUAAAACUUGGAAUUACACUUUAUUGAUCUGAGAAAGGUAACCAAUUCUAAGUUAAACUUGUAGUUAUGGCUAUAAAGUGUGUUAAAUAGCUCCAACAUUUAUCAAGCAAAGAUUUUUGCUCAUAUGACAUGAUUAUCCUUGUUAAUUAUUUGUAGUUAAUAAAAAUUGUGACUUUUAUAAAAAUAUA